Messenger RNA from Anolis sagrei ordinatus, 656 nucleotides. The record is from RefSeq and is a predicted model, not a curated record. Lineage: Eukaryota; Metazoa; Chordata; Lepidosauria; Squamata; Anolidae.
UUCCGCCUCAGUGGGACAGUAGGAAAGGAAGCUUUGGGGUUAGGAGCUGGGACCUUUCUUGGCUCUUUUGAGAAGAGGUUGCCUUGGAGACGGGAGAGAGCGGUAUGGCGGCGCUGAAGUACGCGGGUCUGGACGACACCGACAGCGAGGAGGAGCUGCCCCCUGGCUGGGAGGAGAGGACCACCAAGGACGGCUGGGUCUACUAUGCCAAUCAUCUGGAAGAGAGAACUCAGUGGGACCACCCUAAAUCUGGGAAACGGAAGCGAGUUGCUGGAGAUUUGCCAUAUGGUUGGGAGCAGGAAACAGAUGAAAAAGGACAGGUCUACUUUGUUGACCAUAUAAACAAAAGGACGACAUACCUCGACCCGAGGUUAGCAUUCACAGUGGACGAUAAUCCCAUGAAGCCCAAUGCCAAGCAGAAGUAUGACGGAAACACCACUGCGAUGGAAAUUCUUCAAGGCCGUGACAUGAGUGGGAAAGUGGCCAUAAUUACUGGUGCCAAUUCAGGAAUAGGCUUUGAAACAGCAAAGUCCUUUGCUCUCCAUGGUGCGCAGGUCAUUCUUGCUUGCCGGAACGCAUCGAAAGCAAAUGAGGCUGUGCAGCGCAUCUUGGAAGAAUGGGUAAGAGAAAGCAUUUCUUGAUUCUAGGUGGUCUUG